This is a messenger RNA of Symbiodinium natans, 2505 nucleotides long. The record is from the annotation of a GenBank genome assembly. NCBI's taxonomy places the organism in Eukaryota, Dinophyceae, Suessiales, Symbiodiniaceae.
AUGGGCAGGAUUCUCCUGACCGUUCCUAUGACAGCUCUCGCAGUUCUCUCGGCGGUCAUGGGCUCCGCAUUGCCCAACUCCGCCUGCGAGCAGAACGCACUGCUGCAGGUCACGAGCACCAGGCUCCAGGGGCCUUCCUUCCCAAGCCUUCCAAGUCUCCCAGGUCUUGUGCAACACGCCGCCGAGCGCAGUUCGCGGAUGGACGAGGGACGACUCGAGGGUGUGAGGAAGGUGCACUCGGAGAUUGAGGCCAUGGUGAAGCAGCUGCUGACGGAGAAGAGUACAAUGGAGACUGGGCGGAAUCGCAGUGACUACAACCUGAGCAGCACCACCCUGGCGGUCCUCGACACAGUCAGCACAGAAAUGCAGAGCUUGUUGGUGGAGAUCAACGAGUCCCACAUCGCGGAUGAGCAGCUUCUUCUUGACCUGGCCCAGGCCUUCGUCCAGUGCAACACGGACCUCGCCCAGCGCCAGCUGCAGAGCGACAACCUCAGCAGCCUCGUGGCCAGUGCCCGCCAGUCCCACGAUGCCUGCCGUGCGUCGGAGCAGAGCCUGACGGCGGCCAACGCCAGCUCAUGGGCAGCCUAUCUUGCUGCCGGCAGUGAGGCUCCCCCUGAGACGGUGAAGCAGUGCAUGACGAACUUCGUCAAUGGCCACAACCCAGAAGCAGUUGAGGACCUUGAGGCCAUGACCAGCUGCGCAGAAACGAUCCAGUCUUGGAGCUCUGACUUCGCAGCGAACAUGACCAACCUGCAGAAUACUUAUACAAGUGACCUAAAUGCAGUGAAUCAGGAGAGAGUGUCUUGUCGCGUGAAUCAAUCGACGCUGGAGAGUCACUUCUGCGAGUACCGGCAGCAGCUUAGUGACAGCUGCAUCGCCGUUGACAGCUGCCAUGAGAAUGCCAACGCGACCUGGCACGAGCUCCUCGUGUCCAUCGCAGCCUCGGACGUGCGACGUGAAUCCUCCUUCAUUGCGGCCACAAAGGUCAUCUGUUACAUCCAGGUCCUCCAGUCGAACCUGACCCAGCCAGCAGUCCAGGAAUGCCAAGACCUUACAGCCGACACCUCUGUGAUCAACGUCAACAUCCCCACGCCGGCCGGGAUCGCGACCUGUGACGCCUCGCCCGUGGCCACCUUCCCCUGCGAGGCAGCCUGGUUGGACAUGGAGUACUUCAACAAGUCUUGGUACACGCAGCAGCCGCAGAUCCUCCCCGACACCUGCAUCAGCUGUGCGGCGCGGGUCACGACGACCACGACCACCCUCGCAGUAGUCGUGCCAGACAACAGCGUGGCGGCUGUGUUCCUGUCCACCUGUGCCGUCACCAGCCAGGUGCCCACCAAGUUGCAGUGUGUCGGCGAAAGUUCCGGCGGACAAUUGGGAGGCCCCGGCUAUCCGGCCUACGUUGAUCUGGGAAGUCGCACGGCAAGCCGUGUGUUCGGCCCUACUUGCUGCAGAUUCUGCGCCCUCCUGGACAACGAGGAUCUCAAGUGCUGGGGAGGCAACAGUAAUGGGGAGUGGCAAGUGUUUGGCGGACCCCACCACGUCUGCGCCAUCCUGGACGACCAGUCCCUCAAGUGCUGGGGCCAUGGAGCUAACGGCAUGCUGGGCUUCACACCCUCCAAUGGCCCGAAUGUGGGUGAUGCCCCGAAUGAGAUGGGUGACAACCUUCCCGUCGUGAGUUUCGGUGCCCUGGAGGGUAGCCACCAGGUGCUGGGUGGCUCAGCCUGGUGGCACGUGUGCGUGCUUUUGGACCACCCAGCCGAAGUUACACAGCUGGCGUGCUUUGGGGUGAAUGGGGGUGAAGGGCGUCUCGCACGUGGAAAUACAGACCAUCAUUCACUGACUCCCAUGCCGGUUGAUCUGGGCACCGGCUUUCAUGCAGUGCAGGUGAAAUGCUGGGGCGGCAACGGCAAUGGCCAGUUGGGCAGAGGUGCCCCUGCCGUCGAUGUCAACAACGUGGGUGCGAGCCCGGGUGACAUGGGUGACAACUUGCCAGCCGUCGACUUGGGUACAGACCAGGGUGGCAAACCGCUGAAAGCCAUCUACAUCAUGGUUGGUCACAGGCAUUCGUGUGCCAUUCUCCAGGGUGGGGCCGUCAAAUGCUGGGGCAGCAACACGCUCUUUGGACCAAAGGAAGGGCAAGCUGGGCAGCCAAACAGCAACAGCAUUGUGGGUGACAGUCCUGCGGAGAUGGGCGACCACCUCCCGAGCGUCAACAUCGGGGAGAACAUGGUGGCCACGGAGCUGGUCGGCGGAGUGGCCCACACGUGCGCACGCCUGGAGGGCGGUGCGCUCAAGUGCUGGGGCACGGGCGGCAACUAUGACUGGGCCAGCUUCCUGGCCCAUUCAGCGCUACGAAGCCCCAAGAACUUUUCCCGGACAGCUCAAAACCAGGAAGCCCCAGCAGUUGUUUUUUCCAGUGUGCUUCCAUGCCCACAUUUCCCAGCCUCUGGGUUUCCGCAAUCCGAUGCCCUAAGCCCUGAAACCCGAAAUCCUAAACCCUAA